AUGAAGACCGUCGGAGGGGGCAUCGUCGCGAUCAGUCUGGCCCACGCAAUGACGGCUACUGCACAGAACUUGUCCUACGGAGCCGACAACUUCUACCAAAGCAGUGUCGUUACAGUCCAGCCCAUCACCUUCCAGAGUCAAUACAACACGACCGUCGCUGCCAACUUAUUUACCCACAACGACCUCAACCUCACCGCGAACAACUCGGCCAUAGUGGUCGGUCACCCCAUGGGCGCAGUCAAAGAGCAAAGCGCGAAUCUCUAUGCCACAAAGCUUGCUGAACAGGGCUUCGUCACCAUCUCUCUCGACCUUCCCCACUGGGGCGGCAGCGAGGGUACGCCGCGCAACGCCGUGUCAGCUGAGCUCUACGCCGAUGCCUUCAGCGCCGCGGUCGACUACCUAAUCACCCAGGACUUCGUCGACAGCGAACGCAUCGGCGCCCUCGGCAUCUGCGGUAGUGGCUCUUUUGUGAUCAGUGCCGCCAAGAUCGACCCGCGCAUCAAGGCCAUCGCGACCUCGAGCAUGUACGACAUGGGAUCCGCCACCCGCAACGGGCUACGGAAGUCCGUCUCCAUCGAGCAGCGCAAGGAACUCAUAGCCGCAGCGAUCCGACAACGUUCGAUCGAGAAGGGUGGCGGUGAGGUGCAGUACACUGGUGGCACGCCACACGAGAUCACGGAGGAGUCAACUGCGGUCGACCGCGAGUUCUUUGACUAUUACCGUACCCCGCGCGGAGAGUUUACCCCUGAGGGCUCUUCGCCUAACCUGACGACGCACCCCACGCUAUCAAGCGUCACUAAGUUCAUGAACUUUUACCCGUUCAACGACAUCGAGACCAUCUCGCCGCGAGCCUUGCUGUUCGUCUCGGGCGACCAGGCGCACUCGCGUGAAUUCAGCGAGGACGCUUAUGCGCGUGCGGCCGAGCCGAAGGAGCUGAUCUGGAUCCCGGGUGCCGGCCACGUCGAUCUUUACGACCGUGUAGAACUCAUCCCGUUUGCCAAGUUCACGCAGUUCUUCCAGAAGAAUCUGGACGGGAACUGA
Molecule: messenger RNA, 1041 nt
Organism: Colletotrichum destructivum
Lineage: Eukaryota; Fungi; Ascomycota; Sordariomycetes; Glomerellales; Glomerellaceae
Product: Putative alpha/beta hydrolase-1
Exons: 1
Coding region: 1-1041 (346 amino acids)
Source: RefSeq, a predicted model, not a curated record